This is a messenger RNA of Armigeres subalbatus, 1010 nucleotides long. Its product is annotated as neurogenic differentiation factor 1-like. The transcript has a single exon. Gene Ontology annotation, cellular component: nucleus. Gene Ontology annotation, biological process: sensory organ development; positive regulation of transcription by RNA polymerase II; axon development. Lineage: Eukaryota; Metazoa; Arthropoda; Insecta; Diptera; Culicidae. Bases 402 to 1010 code for a protein of 202 amino acids. The record is from RefSeq and is a predicted model, not a curated record. Gene Ontology annotation, molecular function: protein dimerization activity; DNA-binding transcription factor activity, RNA polymerase II-specific; E-box binding.
UGAAUUGCAAUUUGAUAAUUACAGUAUUUAAUUUUUUACGAAAUUUUGAAAAAUGAAUUAGGUGCAAAUCUUAUAGAAUGUUAUGAGACGAGUCGCAUUCGUUUGAAUUAUUUUCAAAAGUGCAUUUCAACAAAAACAAGAAUAUUACUUCUAUAAGAGUAUCUAUGGAAUGUUAACCUAACAGCCCUGCGCAUUCAGAAAUGUGGUCAAGGCAUCCGGAUCUGGGGGAAAACUGUAACUGUUCCAUGGACACCCUCAGCAUGUCAGCACUUUUUAUGACAGCCAAUUAAACAAAACCAACAUAAGCUCUUAUCACUCGAGUACCGCUCGUUUGCAUAAGCCUGAUAAGGAUUGGAAAAUUAGAUUAACGCGGAAAAUGCCUCCGCUAAUCGAUACAAACUAUGGAGGGUGAAAAGCUCCCCGAUAAAUAUGCAAUCAGUUCCAACAUGAAGACCUUUCAGCCCAGAGCAUCGUCCCGGAAGUCAACACUGGUGGCCAAAGAAGCCACCAAACGGUUCAAAGCCAAUCAACGGGAACGCAACCGGAUGCAUGGCCUAAAUGAUGCGUUGGAUCGCCUCCGGCGUUGCCUUCCGCUGCCUCAGCUGUACAGCGUGAUCGUCAAGUGCGACCAAACGGUUCCGCAAAAGCUGUCCAAGAUUGAAACGCUGCGUCUGGCGAAGAACUACAUCUGUCUGCUGUCGGAGGCGCUGCGUCGCAACCGAGCCUUGGAUCGCGACGAACUCAUGGACACGUUGUCGCUUCGGUUGAGUCAAAACACGUGCAAUCUGCUGCGAACUCGGCUGAAGUUGGAUGACGAUUUGAAGGCAGCACUGGUGGAACCCGGUUGUCAUCACAGAGACCCGUACGACUGCCGAUGCGAGGGAUUGUCCAGUUUCGGAUAUUGCAGGGCCGGAAUUAGAAUCGUGAGGGAAACAGGCGGUGCUUUGUAUGAAUAUGUGGAUGAGCAAUGUUCUUGCGUUGCCAAAUGUUUCAGAUUGCAAACUCUGUAA